AUGGGGCAGGUCAUGGGCAUUAUCAUCGGUGCUUUCUCUCAGGCUCAGCCCGACCCGCUGGAGAAUUUGCGGCUGGCGGUUGAGCGUGCAGAGGCUGCAGGUGUCGAACAGGAUACGCUCGAUGAUGUGAGGACGAAGCUUGCAGAGCUGGAAAACGAAGUCGGAAAGGAACUUUCGAUCUCGGUUCGGCAUGCUGUAAGUGGGGAAACGCUCACAGUGGUACGAGCAAGACCGUCGGACACGCCCGCCUACCUGCGAGAGCAUGUGCUGAGAGCCACCGGUGACGGGGGUGUGGCUCUUCAUUUCCUUUUCCAGUCGCAGGCAUCGCAGACUGGUGAUGUAACACCUUGUUUCCAAAUUGUAGACUGGUCUUGGCGGCGGCCUCGCAUGGUUUUGAGGAAGAAAUGUUUCAAUGCUCGCAGCAGAGCAUGA
Symbiodinium sp. CCMP2592 is the source of this 432-nucleotide messenger RNA. The record is from the annotation of a GenBank genome assembly. NCBI's taxonomy places the organism in Eukaryota, Dinophyceae, Suessiales, Symbiodiniaceae.